UCCAUUCAUCACUUUCUCACUGACAGAAGCCUCAGACAUGGCGUCGGCCGCGACGAUGAUGCUUGGCAGCGGAAGGAGAUGCAGGAGCUUCCGUUUCUCUUUACUGCUUCUGCUUCAAUGCUUCUUCUUCUUCUUCGUGCAUCAUCACUCUGAAGUCCUUGCUGAAGAAGUUCACAAAUAUGAGUUCGUUGUGCAGGAAACGCCAGUGAAGAGGCUGUGCAAAACAACCGACGUCAUCACUGUCAAUGGUCAGUACCCAGGCCCCUUGAUAGAAGUCAGGACCGGUGAUCAACUCGUCAUCACUGCCAUUAAUAUGUGCAAAUACGACGUCACCCUUCACUGGCAUGGGAUCAUCCAAUUCAGAACAGGGUGGGCGGACGGGCCAGAAUUUGUGACGCAGUGUCCGAUCAAACCUGGAGGGACAUACACGUAUCGGUUUAGCGUCCCAAAUGAAGAAGGGACCUUGUGGUGGCAUGCUCACAGUUCUUGGCUCAGAGCUACGGUGUUCGGAGGAUUCAUCAUCCGCCCAAAGGCUGGGAAACCCUACCCUUUCCUACUACCGCCACAGAGAGAAUUCCCCGUCAUUUUAGGUGAAUGGUGGACCGAUAACCCGAUGGACGUUGCUAAGAAAGCAGACAGGACAGGUGCUGCUCCCAGCGUCUCGGAUGCCUUCACAAUCAAUGGCCAACCAGGCGAUCUCUAUCCUUGCUCUAAUGCAGAUACAACCAUCUUUCCUGUUGCGCCUGGCGAGACCAACCUUUUCCGGGUCAUAAACGGGGGCAUGAACGGGGAGCUCUUCUUCAGCAUCGCGUUCCACACCAUGACCGUCGUCGCCGUCGACGCAGCGUACACGAAGCCAUUCCCGACGAACGUCAUCAUGAUCGCGCCGGGCCAAACCGUGGACGUUCUCGUCACUGCAAAUCAACUUCCCGGACGGUAUUACAUGGCCGCCCGGGCUUAUGCUAGCGCUCAGGGCAUCCCCUUUGAUAACACUACCACCACAGCCAUCUUACAGUAUGAAGGCAUCCCCUGCUGCUUCGGUCCCCUCGCUCCCCCUCCGGCCAUGCCGCUCCUGCCCGCCUACAACGAUACCUUCACGGCCACCGCCUUCGCCGCGCAACUCCGCAGCCUCAACACGCCAGCUUUCCCUGCGAAGGUGCCCCUGUUGGUGGAUCAGAAUCUCUUCUUCACCAUCGGCCUCGGCCUGAUUCAGUGCCCUCCGACCAUUCAGUGUGGUGGUCCGAACAACACCAGGUUCGCGGCCAGCAUGAACAACAUGUCUUUUACUCUUCCAACUAAAAUGUCCAUCCUUGAGGCGCAUGUGAAGGGAAUUGAAGGAGUUUUCACCAAGGAUUUCCCAGCAACACCACCCGUCGUGUUUGAUUACACUGCUCAGAACAUAAGCAGGGACCUCUGGCAGCCGAUUCGGGCGACGAAGGUGAUGCCCAUCAAGUUCGGAUCCGUGGUGCAGAUCGUAUUCCAGGACACCAACAUAGUUGCAGCAGAGAACCACCCCAUGCACAUCCAUGGAUACUCCUUCUACGUGCUGGCGGAGGGGUUCGGAAACUUCGACCCGGCGACGGACACUGCCAAGUUCAACUUAAUCGACCCGCCCUACCGCAAUACAGUCGCCGUUCCCGUCAAUGGCUGGGCUGUCAUACGCUUUCAUGCCGAUAAUCCUGGAGCUUGGUUGAUGCACUGUCAUCUGGACGUCCACAUAACUUGGGGACUCGCUACUGUGUUGCUGGUUGAGGACGGCGUCGAAGAGCUCGACUCGUUGGAGGCCAUACCAUUGGACUACCCGCUCUGCCUCGACCUCUAACUCCUCUACCAGGACUUCAAUGACUGAAGAUCCAUCUUUUGAUUGUAAUGUUGAGUGUAGCUCUGUCCUGUAAUUUUGCCUUUCA
This is a messenger RNA of Nymphaea colorata (pocket water lily), 1907 nucleotides long. Its product is annotated as laccase-3-like. Lineage: Eukaryota; Viridiplantae; Streptophyta; Magnoliopsida; Nymphaeales; Nymphaeaceae. The transcript has 6 exons. The coding region runs from base 38 to 1822 and encodes 594 amino acids. Gene Ontology annotation, molecular function: hydroquinone:oxygen oxidoreductase activity; copper ion binding. Gene Ontology annotation, cellular component: apoplast. The record is from RefSeq and is a predicted model, not a curated record. Gene Ontology annotation, biological process: lignin catabolic process.